AUGCGGCAUCAUCACCCACACAACAAACAGUGGCAUCUCAAUCCGCUCCAGGCAAACCUCGUCGCCGCCGCGGGUGAGUUCGUCGGCACAUUUCUCUUUCUUUUCUUCGGUUAUGGCGGGCACAUUAUGGCCGUCUCGCAAUCUGCCUCCAAUGGUGAUAGUCCUGCCCAUACUGUAAUAUUUGUGGCCCUAUCCUACGGGUUUUCGCUGCUAGUUACGGCCUGGUCUUUUUAUCGUAUCAGCGGUGGACUUUUCAAUCCAGCAGUCACGUUUGGAUUGUGCAGCGCCGGUCAACUCUCUUGGACUAGGGGGGCUUUCCUGAUUCUAUCACAGCUCGUCGCCUGUAUAUGUGCGGGCGGUAUCGUCUCGGCUAUGUUUCCGCCUGAUAUCUCCCUGGUCAACACACUCCUCGCUCCAGGGGUCAACACGGCACAAGGUUUCUUCAUGGAAAUGUUCUUCACAUCCUAUCUUGUCUUCGUCGUCCUCAUGUUAGCGAUAGAGAAGUCAAAAGACACAUUCAUUGCCCCUAUCGGCAUUGGCUUGGCCUUGUUUGUGGCAGAGAUCCCGGGCGUAUACUUUACCGGAGGCUCGUUAAACCCGGCAAGGAGUUUCGGAUGCGCUGUUGCCGCUAGGAGUUUUCCCGGUUACCAUUGGAUCUACUGGUUUGGGCCACUCAUGGGAGCUGUAGUUGCUGCUGGCUUCUAUCGUUUCGUCAAGCGGUGCCACUACGAGGAGGCAAAUCCCGGGCAGGAUGAUUCAACGGCGGAAGAGGUGUAG
Messenger RNA from Pseudomassariella vexata, 777 nucleotides. RefSeq names its product aquaporin-like protein. The transcript is spliced from 3 exons. The record is from RefSeq and is a predicted model, not a curated record. Lineage: Eukaryota; Fungi; Ascomycota; Sordariomycetes; Amphisphaeriales; Pseudomassariaceae. Gene Ontology annotation, molecular function: water channel activity. The coding region runs from base 1 to 777 and encodes 258 amino acids. Gene Ontology annotation, cellular component: plasma membrane. Gene Ontology annotation, biological process: transmembrane transport.